Messenger RNA from Kogia breviceps (pygmy sperm whale), 3866 nucleotides. Lineage: Eukaryota; Metazoa; Chordata; Mammalia; Artiodactyla; Physeteridae. The record is from RefSeq and is a predicted model, not a curated record.
GGGCCGCAGGGAGCUGUAGGUGUUGCAGCUGGGUCGCGACAGGUGCGCAAGGCAAAGCGCCAGGGACCCGUAGCAGGGCUGGUAGCAGCGCAGAGAAAAGACCGCUGUUAGCCAGGAAAGUGGUCCCACCAGGAAUUUUUUGAAAGACACUCCCUAGCAGUGUAAUGCUGUUUCCCCUAUCUGAGAUGCACUUUCUGCCUCCUGCCCUCACUUGAUGAAAUUCUGCCAGUUUUGUAUUUCAGUAUCUGUAGACAAGAUGGAAUCAACUCCAUUUAAUAGACGGCAAUGGACUUCACUAUCAUUGAGAGUUACGGCCAAAGAACUUUCUCUUGUCAACAAGAACAAGUCAUCGGCUAUUGUAGAAAUAUUCUCCAAGUACCAGAAAGCAGCUGAAGAAGCAAACAUGGAAAAGAGGAGAAGUAACACUGAAAAUCUCCCCCAGCACUUUAGAAGGGGGAACCUGACCGUGUUAAAGAAGAAGUGGGAGAACCCAGUGCUGGGAGCAGACUCUCUCCCAGACUCCGUGCGAAACAGCAGCACCGAGGUCAGGCAUAGAGGCGACCCUCCUCCCGCUGAAGUGGCAAACAGCUCUGCCUCUGGGGUCGAGGGUGACCAAGAGGAACGAGUCCACCCCAGACCUAGAAUCAAAUCGCCUCCUGAAGCUCUUAUUCAGUAUCCGUACCCCCGCAUCGAGGACAGUGAGCAUCUUAAAGACCACUCAGCAGAAAGUAAAAAAAUGGAAAAUUGUCUGGGAGAAUCCAGGCAUGAAGUAGGAAAACCCGAAAUAAGUGAAAAUACAGAAGCUGCAAACAAAAUAGAGAAAUACAAUGUUCCGCUGAACAGGCUUAAGAUGAUGUUUGAGAAAGGUGAACCGACUCAAACCAAGAUUCUUCGGGCCCAAAGCCGAAGUGCAGGUGGAAGAAAGAUCUCUGAAAACAGCUAUUCUCUGGAUGACUUGGAAAUAGGCCCAGGUCAGUUGUCACCUUCAGCAUUCAACUCAGAGAAAAGCGAGAGUAGGCGAAAUCUGGAGUUCCCACGCCUGUCGGAAACCUCCAUAAAGGAUCGAAUGGCCAAGUACCAGGCAGCUGUGUCCAAACAAAGCAGUUCCACCAACUAUACAAAUGAGUUGAGAGCUAGUGGUGGUGAAAUCAAAACUCAUAAAUUGGAGCAAAAGGAGAAUGUGCCCCCAGGUCCUGAGGUCUGCAUCGCCCAUCAGGAUGGAGAAAAGGUUUCUGCACCUGAGAAUAGCGUGGCAGCCCGUUCCACCCCUGCUGAGGAUGAUUCCCCAGGUAACUCCCAGGUUAAGAGUGAGUUCCAGCAGCCUGUGCAUCCCAAGCCACUAAGUCCAGAUGCCAGAGCCUCCGGCCUUUCUGAAGGUUCUCCUCCCAAAGCAGUGAAGAAGUUUCAGGCACCUGCAAGAGAGACCUGCGUGGAAUGUCAGAAAACAGUCUACUCAAUGGAGCGUCUCUUGGCCAACAAGCAGGUGUUUCACAUCAGCUGCUUCCGUUGUUCCUAUUGCAACAACAAACUGAGUCUAGGAACAUAUGCCUCUUUACAUGGGAGAAUCUAUUGCAAGCCUCACUUCAAUCAACUCUUUAAAUCUAAAGGCAACUAUGAUGAAGGCUUUGGACACAGACCACACAAGGAUCUGUGGGCAAGCAAAAAUGAAAAUGAAGAAACAUUGGAGAGACCAGCCCAGCUUCCAAAUGCAGGGGAGACGCCUCAGAGCCCGGGGGUAGAAGAUGCCCCCAUCGCUAAGGUUGGUGUGCUGACUGCAAGUAUGGAAGCCAAGGCCUCGUCUCCGCUGGAGAAAGAAGACAAACCAGCUGAAACCAAGAAGUUGAGGAUUGCCUGGCCGCCCCCUACUGAACUUGGCAGUUCAGGAAGUGCCUUGGAGGAAGGGAUCAAAGUAUCGAAGCCUAAAUGGCCUCCUGAGGAUGAAAUCAGCAAGCCUGAAGCUCCUGAGGAUGUAGAUCUGGAUCUGAAGAAGCUAAGACGAACUUCUUCACUGAAGGAGAGAAGCCGCCCAUUCACUGUAGCAGCUUCAUUUCGAACCUCUUCAGUCAAGAGCCCCAAAACCUUGUCCCCAUCUAUCAGGAAAGGCUGGAGCAUGUCAGAGCAGAGUGAGGAGUUUGGAGGAGGUGUAGUAGCAGAAAGGAAACAAAUGGAAAAUGCCAACGCCUCAGAGAAGAAUGAGAGUGUGGAAAAAACAACCUGGCCAAACAAGGGAUCUCAAGGAGAGGAGGAAGGAAGAAGUAAGGAAGUUCACAGUUUUGAGAUGGGGAGUGAAAAUCUUAUAGAAAAUGGUGCAAACUUAGAUGAAGGUGAUAGAAACCUUCCCACACAGCAGUCUUCACUAGAACCCAAGUCUAAAAAUUGGUCUAGCUUUGCAGACAACACCUCCACUAAAGAAUUCACUACUCAGAAUCAGAAAUCCCAGGAUGUGGGAUUCUGGGAGGGAGAAGUAGUCAAAGAGCUCUCUGUGGAGGAACAGAUAAAGAGAAAUCGGUACUAUGAUGAGGAUGAAGAUGAGGAAUAACAAAUUGCAAUGAUGCUGGGCCUUAAAUUUAUGUUAGUGUUAGUGAGCCACUGCCCUUUAUCAAAGUGAUGCACAAAACAGCUCUCUUAGCAUGAGCUGUAAUUUAUGUGGAAGUAACUUUGGAAAAGAGUUCUUGCUUCAAAAAAAUCCCAUACUGUGCAGCUUAAGUGAACCAAUUCUAAAUGCUAGAUAAGAUUACUUAAAUCCUGUCUUUUAGCAAUGAUGAUAUACACAACUACUUUAAGGUCUUCUGGGGGUUGGGAGUGUGUAUGUGUGUGUGGGGGGGCGAUAUUCCAACAGAUAUGGUCCUGCUUCCACUGUACUCCCAAAAGACAGUAUGAAAAUGGAGAGAUGAUUAGUAGUACAUUGUUACACUAAAAAUUCAAUUGUGGAAUUAGGAAACAUGCAGAAGGGAUUUAGGGGCCUAAGCAUUGUGACUGAAUGCACUUUAGUAUAAAGGGCACAGUUUGUAUAUUUUUACAUGAAUACCAAUUUAUUGUUUAGUAUUCCUCUGUUAAGAGAUCAAAUAUUUAGUCUUUUUAAAAAAUUUUGGGUUAAUUUUCUUACUCUGAUAUAUAUAGGGAAUUUACUGCUUGCUCUGAUAUAUAUGGGGAAUUUAUUGCAUCCUGCUUUCUAAACCACAUCCUGAACUGGAUUAUUGAGAUACAGCAUAACCAUCUUUUUGGAGCACCUUUUGAGCACCCUUAGUGCUUGGAGAGAUUCAUUGUGUCCCAAAUAAGCUAUGGUAUUUGCCAAUGAGUUUGACUACACCCCCAAGUGAUUGCUUUCUUCUCUGGUGGUAUCUGUGCUUCUCAUAAUUUACUGUAAGCUGCAAUAUUUUUAUAAGAUCUUUUGUAUUGCUGUUUGCCAUGUUGCAUAUUAGAGCAAAGUGAUGAGUUUAAAGGAGGAAUAACAGAAAAAAAAAUGCCUUAAACCACUUGAGCGCAGAUCCCCAAACCCUAUAUUCUACUUCUGAUAUCCCCUUUCUGGGACACUAGUUUUUUAAUACUUAUAAGCUCUGAAAUGUAUUGAUUUUUAUGGCAGACAGUAUUCCUAGGGUGCAAUUAAACCAGUUAUAGGCUUUUUUUGGGAGAUGGUUUUCUAGUAUUAAGGUUUUGGAACAAUAUAAACUUGAGUACAGUUGUUGUACAUAAUUGAUAUUCCAAAUUGUAUGUUGGGGGAGAGAGGUGUUUUAAGGUAUAGGCUUUUCUUUAUACUGCAUUUUUAGAGAUUUAGCUCUGAUAUUUUUUAGAGAUGUAAAAUAUUCUGCUUUCUUACAGUCUUGCGUACUCUGAAACAUUUUUAUUCAAUAAAGCUUUUAAUUUAC